AUGCCGACUACUAUCACCACAACGGCUUUCCCCUUGUGGUUCGCUGAUGACGAUGAUUACGAUAAUGAUCUCGGCCGUCAAGUAACCUCUUCCAUGCUCGAGGAUCCGUUCGUACCUAGGGUAGCCUAUAGAAAGCCCAUCACAGAACACCAGUUGCAUGCUAUCGACAUUGAUGGGGUGGGGAAGAGACCUCUGUGCAGUAGUAGUAAUCGUAUACCUCAUAAGGAGGAGGAAGAUUACCGACGCUUCCGUCCCGAUGGUCUCAAGCAGCUCAUCCCCUCUUGUGGCCUGCCGAUCCUUCCCACUCCUCCUGCUACUCCUAGUAGUGAUCAGGCUAGCUCGGCUGAGGUUAAUGAUGAUGAUGAGCGCACUGAGGAGGAGGAGAUUACGGAUGGUGAUUGGACACUCCUAGAGGACGUCACACCCCUUCAUCUUGCCAUCAAAGAUUAG
Molecule: messenger RNA, 450 nt
Organism: Perkinsus marinus ATCC 50983
Lineage: Eukaryota; Perkinsozoa; Perkinsida; Perkinsidae
Exons: 5
Coding region: 1-450 (149 amino acids)
Source: RefSeq, a predicted model, not a curated record